This is a messenger RNA of Castor canadensis (American beaver), 4460 nucleotides long. Lineage: Eukaryota; Metazoa; Chordata; Mammalia; Rodentia; Castoridae. The record is from RefSeq and is a predicted model, not a curated record.
AUGCAAUGGAAUGCACGGUCUAUGUCUCGGCUGGCACACAGGACAUGCUUGGAGCCACAGAAAGCUGGUCUCUUUGGACACCGUCAGAACCUACAGGGAUCAUUACUUCUGUAUAGUGCUGAAUCCAAAGUGGUUUGGGUACCGUGCUCUCAAAAGCAAUGGCUGCUACCUGCUUCCCAGUGCCUUGCAAAGGAAUGGAAGCCAUUGGAUGCUCAGCCAGCCCAGCCAGGGGUCCUUCGCCACAAACCGUGGGAGCAGGAUGCUUUAUCCAAGAGUUUAUCAUCCAGUGCUACAUCCCAAGGAACUCCUUCUGAAAAAAAGGAAGAACCUGAUCCUUUACAAGACAAAUCUAUGAGCCUUUAUCAGCGAUUUAAGAAAACAUUUAGACAGUAUGGGAAAGUUUUGAUUCCUGUGCAUCUAGUAACUUCUGGUGUUUGGUUUGGAACAUUUUACUAUGCAGCCAUAAAAGGCGUGAAUGUCAUCCCUUUCCUAGAGCUCGUUGGGUUACCUGACAGUGUAGUAAACAUCCUGAAAAACUCCCAGAGUGGAAACGCCCUGACGGCGUAUGCCAUGUUUAAGAUUGCAACACCGGCCCGCUACACUGUGACCUUAGGAGGAACAUCCUUUACUGUGAAGUAUUUGCGCAGUCGUGGCUACAUGUCGACCCCGCCGCCUGUCAAGGAGUAUCUACAGGACAGGAUGGAAGAGACCAAGGAGCUCAUCACAGAGAAAAUGGAAGAGACAAAGGAUAGACUCACUGAAAAAUUACAGGAAACCAAAGAAAAAGUUUCUUUUAAGAAAAAAGUGGAGUAAGGUGCUCCUGUAUUACAAGUCACAGAAAAUUCCUGACUUUAACCCUCUGGAGACACUGGGCAAACAUACAUACUUCUGAUUAUUUUUUUUGGAUUGUUGCCUAAAUGUAUCAGUCCUCUGAGGGUUAAAGAAGUAAGAUACCUUUUUAAAGUAAAAUAUCACUGGAAAAAAAAUCAGUGUUCUUUAAAAGGAAGAAAUGAAUCCAAUAUAAAAAUUUCGCCUUAGUAGCAGUGAGGGUUAAUGUAUUAGAAUUCUCUUUCCAGGUCCUCAGAAUUACAUUUGUUUUCUGUUCUCCUCUCAGCUAUCAUGUAUGCAAACCAAGCAGUCAGCUGUUGGGAUAACUGAUGUGGCCUGCAGGCAGGAGGCUAACAGUGGAGCUCAGUCGUCGUUGUUUAUGAGAGUACUAACUGUAUUCUGUUCUCUGCAUGGAGACAAACUUGCACCAUCCAAACUGUCCUAAGUGAAAGAGUAUUUAGUCUUUCUAUGAGAAAGCAUCUCACAGUUACCUACCAUUGAAAAUACAGACCUUAUAUGAAGAAAGUUGAAUAAAAAUUCAGCCCUAUAUAUGUAAAUAAAAUUUAUUGGUUGUAUGUAAGUGAAAAAUGGACCCUUUAAAAAUGACUUUUACCUGAAGCUUAUCAAAAUCACAUUUUUAAAAGCAAAUAUACAACCAUUAAUACUUUUUCAAACUUGUAUAUUGGUGUUGAUUACCUAGAACAACAUACUUUUGUGUGACUCGUUUGCAUCCUUUUUAGCUAAGCUCUCAGAGGAAAAGAGAAAGUUUUAUAAAGUUUUUUUGUUAAAAUCAAAAAUCAAAUAUUUUUCAUUAGCUAUUCAAGCUUGAAGUUCUUAAGCAGGUCAAGGUUUGGGAGACCACAGAUGGUGCCAAGCUACCAUGGAGCUGGCGCUCUUCCCCCAGGCCUCCUUGGCUUACCUAAGUGACUCCUCACUGUCUUAGCAUCACAGUUAAUGUGAAUUGCUUUUUGGAGUAAAUCUUAAGGUUGUAGCUCCUGCUUUUUAUGUGGUAUUGAAGGAAAAUAUCCUUGCUCAAACAUUCUACUUGAUUUUUUUUAUAGCGAAGCUAUCAUUAAACUAUCCACUUGGACUGGAUCAGUGGUUGUCAGAUAGGCAAGUUACUGUGAUUAUGGAGUGUGUCUUGGGGGCAGAGAGGGCUUUGCACUAACAGCUUUUCCUUCCAUUCUAACUCUCGGAUAGGCAUUGGAGGAGGAAGAGGCUUCUUUUUAGAGGUCAUUGCUUUGACUUGAUUGUUUUGACUUGGCUGCUACAACAAGACAAUGUCAGGUUUCGCCUGAUCCCUGCUGCUUGGCAUCAGAUGCCUGGCUCGGCUACAUUUAGAGAAGAGUUUCCAGUGAAAAAAAUGUGUGUUUGAUAAUCAUUCUGUUAGAACACUUUUUAAAUGAAUGUGCCAUGCUUGGAAACCUUUUCUUUCUAGGGUGGGGAGAGUUGCGACAGGGGAUCUGUAUGUCUCUGGUUUUUUUGUUGGUCAGCAGCAUGGUUUAUCUCCUGAUGCAGAGUUCAAUGCACUGCUUCACACUGAUGGUACAUUUUCAAAUCUAAACAUGAGUUAACACAUUUUAGCAUGCUUAUUAAGUACUCAGACACUAAACCCUAAGAUACUGCUAUUUUUUAAAACCACAGUUGUUAAAAACCGGUGUUAUAUGGGAUUCUUAAAGUAGUGUCCUUUUACCUUUUACAUUGCACAGGCCAUGUUGUCUAGUGGACAUUAAUUGGAGUUCUGAGAAGUUACUAACAGCCCUGAUGCUCUUUCUGAGUAGGUGUCUCUAGUUCAGUCCAUCUGAGUUUUGUCACCAUCCAUUUUCAUAAUUGGGUUGUGUUUACCCAGUUACAGCAAGUGAGAUGCUGCUUAAAUGUGCUUUAAAAUCCAGUAAAAAAAAUUCUCUGAAGAUCUGGGAAAUUCUAUUGUCAUAAUUUGGCAUCAGGAAUGAUAUAAAAAUGCUGUGUCUAGCAUCUUGCUAACCUGGUCCUUAAGGCAAGCUAUAAACAACUUAAAGCAGGGACCCUGUCAUGUGUUAAGUUUGCAGCAUUAGUGAUAGCAGGCCAACAGGCAACAGAAACGUGACAAAGGUUAUUGAAAACAAAUACAUAAUUUGCAAUGUGUAAUGAAUCUCAGUUCAUUUGUGCGAGCAUUGUACUUCUGAAAGUUAUGAGGGAGGCAGGGCACCUUGUCUGAUGUCCACAUCUGCUCUCAUGUAGGUAGUAUGGGUUGAUCAUGAAGGGAACUAUGGCUAAGAUUUAGCUUAUAUAAAAUGGACAGAAAGGUUCAACAAGCUAAUAAUUACGUAAAAGACUAGAAGAGCAGAAACCAACCUUUUAAAGUACCACAACGUUACUGAGAUAACCUUUUGCUUAAAAUGGUGCUAUUUGGAUUUCAGCAAAGGAAAAAAUGCUUAUAUUGAGAUUAUCGUCUUCCCAAUAGUGGAAAUAAUAAAAUUAUGACUUCAUUUAUUAUCUUGAGUUUAUUCUUUGCAUAGAAUCUACACACACACUCCCUUUAUUUAAAAAUGAAAGUACUACCUUCUCUUGUGCUGAGGGUGAAAUGGAGCUGCCGACUCUAUGUUUCAGUGAUCUUAGAAUUCUAGGCAUUUUAAGCAUCUGAGUAGUUUGCAGAAGAGGUAUUUGAAGAAAAGAAGAAAGCAGUAUAUUAGACACAUUGCAUGCUUUUAAUGUUCUUUUAGGCUCAUGUCAUCUUCAGAGUUUCUUAACCAUUUCAGACAUAAACCAAGCUGCUAUAGAAGAGAAUAGUAAUGAAAUGGGCAGAGGAUGAUUUUAGCAAAUGAGGCAGAACAAAACGAGUUCAUCUUUCCUCAUUCUAAUGAAAUGAUGCUUGUUUUUAAAAAAAAGUUAUUGGAUAAUACAUAAUUCUAUAUUAAAAGAGUCCCAGAAAAGAACUCGCCGUGGAAAUGUAGGCAUGGUCUUAGGCUGGCUACAGGUCAUUUUCUGAAACAAGGACCUCCUUUUAUUUCAGAUUUUCAAAACUGAGUCUUCCAUAAGACCUAAAAUAAGAUGGAUCUAAAUGUUACCAAAGUUGUUUUGAUCUGUUGACAUGCCCUUUCUGCAAGCCACUUGGUAUUAAGAGCUCACUGCUAGCUGACUUGCAGUGCCAGAGUCUGAGAUUGGUCCAGCCAUGGGCCCAGGUGAUUGGGCAGCAUGUGAGCACACAGAGGGAUAUAUGGGUGACUCUGAAUCAGAGUUGGGCAGAACCAGAGGUGGGGUCUACUUGUUCAUUCUGCAGAUAGUAAGUGGACUUGGUCUCCUUUGGCCCACUCACAUGUCAUGUGCCAAGUUAGUAUCAAGUGAUUUCAAAAUGUAUCUAGGGGCCAAUCCUGCCCAGAAUUCCUCUUCAGCUGUGGUCUUCAGUGUGACCCUCUUGACAGAACUUUCGUCUGCAUUUUGAUUCAUAGUUGAGAAAUGCUGAGUCUGAUCAGUUGAAUAUAUUUCCUUCUGAUUUUUCUUUUGUGAUAACUUUGUCAAGUUUGUUCAUUCUAACCAGUCAAAACGAGUUUGUGAUGGUCUUGUUGCUCCAGGGUUAGGCUUUGAAAAUCAAGCUGUAUUCUUGCAUCACUGACAGUCACCAGCAGUAAGUACAGACUCUAAUUAUUCUGUAG